Messenger RNA from Selaginella moellendorffii, 1278 nucleotides. RefSeq names its product ethylene-responsive transcription factor TINY. The transcript has 3 exons. The record is from RefSeq and is a predicted model, not a curated record. Gene Ontology annotation, molecular function: DNA binding; DNA-binding transcription factor activity. Bases 312 to 1253 code for a protein of 313 amino acids. Gene Ontology annotation, biological process: regulation of DNA-templated transcription. Lineage: Eukaryota; Viridiplantae; Streptophyta; Lycopodiopsida; Selaginellales; Selaginellaceae.
AUUAUCAUGUUGCUUCUUGCAGCCAUGCAAAGUUUGCUUGAAGCUUCUCCUCGUCCCAGUUCAUGGCUUUCUACCUCUUCAAUGCAUGUAAAUAAGGUGAUGUGUGCCAUUCCGGGUCAUCUCCGUGGCAAUUGAGAGCAUUUAAGCUCCCUCCUUGUCGAGGAGAAAUCGUCCAUGCCUGAAAGGGGAGAAUUGCGCUCGGGCAGCAGUAGUAGCAGGGGCUGUAGCGGCAGUGAAGCUUUCCAAAGAUUGCAUUCGAGCAGAGCAAAGGCAGUGCUGCUCCGCGGUGCCCAAGUUGUUGGUUUGAUCCAAUGGGUGAAGCAAAGUCACAUUGGUGGCGACAAAAGAAGUCUCCGGAUACUUGUUGCUCUUCCGGAUUCUCGUCCUCGAGCUCCACUCCAGGAAUUCUAAGGUUGCAAUGUAAUCAUCACCAUCACACCGAGAAGGAAUCCGCCAUCGCUUUGAGCAGUAAUGGUAAUGAGGCGAACCUCUCGUCCAAGCAUCCCGAAAAGAGAUUUUUGAGCGAGCUGGCGAGCGAGGCCACGAAGAAAGCGAAGACGAGGACCGGAAGCCAUGCUCAGCCUAUGGAGGAAGCCAAGGAAAAACCAUCUUUUGGAAGCUCCGGAGCACACCACCGGGUGUACAGAGGGGUCCGGCGUAGGAGCUGGGGGAAAUGGGUGUCGGAGAUCCGCGAGCCCAAGAAAAAGUCGCGGAUAUGGCUGGGAUCGUUUCCAACACCCGAGAUGGCGGCCCGAGCUCACGACGUGGCGGCCUUGAGCCUCAAGGGCGACGCCGCGCUCCUCAACUUUCCAGAGUCGGCCGACUCGCUCCCUCGCCCCUCGGCCUUGUCUCCAAAGGCGAUUCAAGAGGCCGCGGUGGCUGCAGCGUUUGCAUUCGUCGAUGAUCACACCAAGAACGAAGAGUUCCAAGAGUUCCAAGAGCCCAAAGUAGCAGCGGGAGUGCUCGCUCCAUCAGCGGUGGAAUCGAUACCCCCGGCGACGAGCCAACAAAAAUCGAUUUUGCAGCUCGAGUCGAGUGGCUCUAGCACUUCUACAGCGUCUACUGCUACCACCGUGAUCAACUAUGUGGACGAAGAUCUCGUGUUUAUGAUGCCGAGCGUCAUGCUAUCGCAUAUGGCGCAGGCUUUGCUCGUUGCUCCCCCGCCGAUGUGGGAAGGAGGAUUGAGCGUGGUGGAAGUGGAAGUAGACGAGGAGAUUAGACUGUGGAACUUUGAGGAGCUCAAUCUAUCUUGAGUGACAAAGCUACACUCUAGGCAAA